Molecule: messenger RNA, 921 nt
Organism: Cataglyphis hispanica
Lineage: Eukaryota; Metazoa; Arthropoda; Insecta; Hymenoptera; Formicidae
Product: MRN complex-interacting protein
Exons: 4
Coding region: 74-547 (157 amino acids)
Biological process (GO): mitotic G2 DNA damage checkpoint signaling
Cellular component (GO): nucleus
Molecular function (GO): chromatin binding
Source: RefSeq, a predicted model, not a curated record
AUUUGAAGUUCCGCAUAAUUUUUUCUUGUAGUUUUUUUUUUCAAUCAAAUUUCAACACAGAUUUGUUUUAACAAUGCCACAAGAAAUGAACGUUUUGUGUUGCUAUUCUUGCAAAAUGUACCAAGUACAUAUAGUUAAAAAAGCACCCAAGUGGAAUUGCAAGUUGUGUAAUGCAAAACAAUCUAUACAGCAGGUAUAUUUUCAAGGAUCUGGACGAGAUUGUCGUCUUCAUGUCCAACAAUUGAAUGCUAUGAAAGCAAAUAAUACAUUCUUUAUAUCUUCUGAACAAGAUGAUGCUUGUGACACAUUUGCAAACAUUUCUGAAGAAGCGGCCAGUAACAAGAUUGCUGAGAAUAAAUGGACAAAAUAUUUGGAAUCAUCAGAGACAGGAAAUUUAGAAGAUGUAGAAGAUUUCAUUUUUAAUAAGAAAGUCGACAAUAUAACACCAGGUUCCAGUCGACCACACAGCGAGACAAAUGGAUACUUCAUGCCGAAAGUUCGUACGUCCAGCGAGCGCUCAAAAGUAAAUUAUUUUAAAAGCGCGUAAUUGAUUCCGACGUGUCUAAUUUCGCACGAAAUCGUUUCUAUCGCGACGGCCAAGCUGAUCGAACCGCCCGUCCUAAUGUCGGCUUUAAUUGACACGCAAAAUCGGCGAACGAUAAGAUAAUGCUUUCAUGGAAAAAUUAAAUUAGGAAAAAUUUUAUUUAAUUUAUAAUUUUUAAAUUCAAGAAAUACAAUUUGCCAUUAAAUUUUCUCUCCUUUUUUUAUUGUCUGAAUUUCUCUAUUGUCAAUCAUCAAAUACAGAACAAUAGUUGCAUCUAUUCUUAUAUAAUGAUAAGUUCACAAAAAAUUAUCAAGAUUAUAAGUUGAAUUCAGAUAUUUCUUUAAUCAUAUAUAUUGCUAUGAAUUUAUCUUUAUAUA